Messenger RNA from Adineta steineri, 1050 nucleotides. The record is from the annotation of a GenBank genome assembly. Lineage: Eukaryota; Metazoa; Rotifera; Eurotatoria; Adinetida; Adinetidae.
AUGAAAGACGAUCUUCUCUUUAAUCUUGAUCAUGGUUAUGCUGAAGGUUUAUGUCGUGGUUUUAGAAGUGGAAUUUUAAGCAGCUCGGAUUAUCAUAAUUUAGUACAAUGUGAAACACUUGAAGAUUUACGACUUCAUCUUGCAUCAACUGAUUAUGGUAAUUUUUUGGCUAAUGAAUCAAGUCCAUUAACUGUUAAUGUUAUUGAUGAUCGUCUACGUGAGAAACUUGUUCAAGAAUUUCAACAUCUACGAAAUAUUUCUUAUGAACCAUUAUCAACAUUUCUUGAUUAUAUAACAUAUUCUUAUAUGAUUGAUAAUAUUGUCUUAUUAAUUACUGGUACACUUCAUCAACGUCCAGUUACUGAUCUUUUACCACGUUGUCAUCCUUUGGGUAUUUUUGAAACACUUGGUAGCAUUACAAUUGCUGAUACACCAUCACAACUUUAUAAUGCUGUACUUGUCGAUACACCAUUAGCUCCAUAUCUUACGGAGAAUGUUUCUGAACAUGAUCUUGAUGAAUUAAAUAUUGAAAUCAUACGUAGUACACUUUAUAAAGCAUAUAUUCAAGAUUUUUAUAAUUUUUGCAAGAAUCUUGGUGGUAUUACAGCCGAAGUUAUGUGCGAAAUUCUUGCCUUUGAAGCUGAUCGUCGUGCAUUUAUGAUUACAAUCAAUUCAUUUGAUACAGGUCUUACACAAGAUGAACGAGCAAAACUUUAUCCAGAAUGUGGUCAUUUACAUCCCGAUGGUUUACAAGAAUUACGUCGUACUGAUAGUUAUGAAGCCGUACGUGAUGUUGCUGCUCGUUAUCCUCAAUACCAUGCAUUAUUCGAAGGAACUGGCACAAAUACAGGUGAUAAAACAAUUGAAGAUAAAUUUUUUGAACAUGAAGUUAAGCUUAAUAAGAAUGCAUUUCUUCGUCAAUUUCAUUUUGGUAUUUUCUAUGCUUAUUUAAAAUUAAAAGAACAAGAAAGUCGAAAUAUAAUUUGGAUUGCUGAAUGUAUUGCACAUAAACAUCGAGCACGAAUUGACAACUACAUACCAAUAUUUUAG